AGUCUCUCAUCACACAGCAACCAUGAUGUCUCUGGUCUUCAUUCUGCUCAUCGGAGCUGCUUUUGCCACGGAGGAGGACAAGAUUGUCGGAGGGUACGAGUGCACUCCUCAUUCUCAGGCCCAUCAGGUGUCUCUGAACUCCGGCUACCACUUCUGUGGCGGCUCUCUGGUCAACGAGGACUGGGUUGUGUCUGCUGCUCACUGCUACAAAUCCCGUGUGGAGGUGCGUCUUGGAGAGCACAACAUCAGGGUCAACGAGGGAAACGAGCAGUUCAUCCGCUCCUCCCGUGUCAUCCGCCACCCCAACUACAGCUCCUACAACAUCAACAAUGACAUCAUGCUGAUCAAGCUGAGCACGCCCGCCACCCUCAACCAGUACGUGAAGCCUGUGGCUCUGCCCAGCAGCUGUGCCCCCGCUGGAACCAUGUGCAAAGUCUCUGGAUGGGGUUCCACCCAGAGCUCCACCGCUGACGGAAACAAGCUUCAGUGCCUGAACAUCCCCAUCCUGUCCGAGAGAGACUGUGACAACUCCUACCCCGGCAUGAUCACUGAUGCCAUGUUCUGCGCUGGAUACCUGGAGGGAGGCAAGGACUCUUGCCAGGGUGACUCCGGUGGACCCGUCGUGUGCAACGGUGAGCUGCAGGGUGUUGUGUCCUGGGGCUACGGAUGUGCUGAGAGAGACCACCCCGGUGUCUACGCCAAGGUCUGCCUCUUCAACAGCUGGCUGGAGAGCACCAUGGCCAGCUAUUAAGUCUGAUCAUGCGACCACCAUCCAACUCUUCUGCCUUUCUUCCAUUAUUGUAACUUCAUUAUUGUUGUUGCGUUUUGAACAAUGUGCAGUCAUUUUCCAUCUGAGUCAAUAAAGUCUUACAACUUGACUUUUAAA
This is a messenger RNA of Anoplopoma fimbria (sablefish), 886 nucleotides long. RefSeq names its product trypsin-1. The transcript has 6 exons. Gene Ontology annotation, molecular function: serine-type endopeptidase activity. The record is from RefSeq and is a predicted model, not a curated record. NCBI's taxonomy places the organism in Eukaryota, Metazoa, Chordata, Actinopteri, Perciformes, Anoplopomatidae. Gene Ontology annotation, biological process: proteolysis. The coding region runs from base 23 to 751 and encodes 242 amino acids.